AUGGCGCCCUCCUCAUUAACAGAACCAGACGCAGCAGUAGCGGUAUCAUCAGAGUCCUCCACCCGCGACCGCUUCUACUCCAUCCUCCGAAAACCAGCAUCGAACCUCGCCCUCCGAAUCUCAGACCUUGAUCGAUACCGCCUCAACAUGUGGGAGGUCAGUUGGGCAGCUCCCAAGGAGUCGCGAAAAGAACACCGCGAUAAUAAAGCGAUGACGGCCAAAUCUGCGACAAAGGCGCGGUCGAUCUUUAGUCGCGGAUCGAACUCGUCGAAUGAGGCACCGUUGUUUGGGAACUCUUAUAAUAAGAGGACGAAUGCCGAGAGGGGGAGUGAUUCGGUGUCGUCGACGUCUUCGAAAGCGAGCGCUGGGGCGGGGAAUUAUGAGUUGGAGGCAGAUGAGGCUUCGACUUUUUCGGGGGGAAUUAUGGAGCGCUCUCAAGAGGUUUACCUUGGGGAUAACACGCUUCUUGAGCCGCCUUCACCAACACUCACAUCAUCAUCUGCGCCGUGGGAUACAGAAACCCUUGAGCGAGUCAUCAUUCAACCAUGGCCACUCAUUCAAGCUUUGGGCGACGACUCGUUUGUCGCGCGAAGUACAGAAGCGACGACAUCUCCACGCACAUCCUACGAUACACCGUAUCUCAUCAAUUGCGGUGUUACCAUAAUGGCGACGCCGAGCAUCAAGUCUAAGCAUCGCGCCCGCUCACCAAGCACUCAAUCUCAACCUCAACGUCCACAGAGCAGUCGAUCACCAAGCAAAGCCAAGACCCCACGACGCAUGCCAUCAUCCACAGCAUCUCUACGCGUCGAAAGCAGCGACACUUGGCAGCCUCCAAGUGAAUGGGCUUGCACGCCCACAGAGCCCUCAUUCCAAUUCCCGGAAGAACCUGUCUCUGAAUCAGAAGCUACCAUCCCCAAGGAACUCAACGCGAUGCAGUUGGGUGUCAAGCAACUUGCCAGAGAGGACAAUAUGAUCAGACUCGUACGUCUCGCUGAGUCGCAGGGUGUCAAUAAUCCACCGAGUUUAUGUCAGGAUCUGGAGGUUGAGAAGAUGCAGUGGAUGCUCUCUGCUAUGUUCAACAUGGAUGGACCAGAGUAUCCUGAGAUUAAUGAUGAUGAUCUUGAUGAGUCGGUGGAACCGCCGAAGAGGAUCCUCGCUCUUUAUGAAACACCCGCUGUGACUUCAUACCUCGCUGCCGUGAAUCACAACAAACAGGUCUACCAUCUCUCAGCAGCACCAUUAUCACCCGCUUCAUUCCCCAACAUCCAUCCUGUCCUCACACCAGUGAGAUCACCCUCCGCAUUCCCCGUCGCUCCAUCAACCAUUGAAGCCGUUCACUCACUGCGUCUUCCUCUCGCUAUGCCCUCACAAGACAUCCCAGCUCUCUUACGAAACAUUCAUAGAUGCCUUGAGCCAGGUGGCUCAUUACAACUCACCAUCAUUGAUCCUCUUCCCGUUACUAGCACUCUGGGUCCUCUUCUCAGAGCUUGGAUCGAGGAUCAUCUUCUCUUUAAUCUAGAAGCUAGUUUCCGCUGCACGAACCCAAGCAAAUUACUCCCUCUUUGGCUAAAUGGUGCAUCGCUACGUGUCGAUCCCGAUUCUAUCGAGACGACACAGUUCUUCGCCAUUCCUCUUGACAAUACUCAGCUUCAGUAUGUGAGAGAAGGUCAUAUAUCUGAAGAGGGGAUGAGACAAGAACUUCGUAAUCUUGUGGGCCGUAUGCUCUGGAUGGAAAUUUGGAGAGAAUAUAUCGUCGCUGAUCGUUGGUGGUGGGAAGAUCCUGAUAUUCUUCAAGAGUGCAUCCAGCAUCAGACGAUGUGGGAAUGGAAGUUGAUUGAGGCAGUCAAGGAACCCUAAUAAUUUUCUUUUGUUCUGGUUGUUUAUUGUUAUUCUGGUAAGGUUUAGAUAGCAUUAUACCCUGGGAGUCUUAUGAUAAUUAUAAUUGAUGGAAA
Molecule: messenger RNA, 1952 nt
Organism: Fusarium verticillioides 7600
Lineage: Eukaryota; Fungi; Ascomycota; Sordariomycetes; Hypocreales; Nectriaceae
Exons: 5
Coding region: 1-1857 (618 amino acids)
Source: RefSeq, a predicted model, not a curated record